GGCAGCUCAUUGGCGUUUCAGCUUCGGAGGCGAACGGUCGUGGUUGUUAGCUCGAACGACGCAGUGUGGAAACUUGUGUUCGUUAGUCACUCGCCUCGUGGGUGGCAAACAGUGUUGUGGUGUUGCGUUGUUGAUUGCAAGUGAACGGUAUUAUUUCGAAAUCAGCGCGAUCCUACAAGUGUUUCGCCGUCAGAAUGCAACGGUUGAUUGUUUGAAGCAGAAAACAUUUUGUGCAAGCGGAAAUGAAAAACGCACAUACAUACUUACAUAUUUGCCAACAUCUACGCCUUGUUCCCCAAUUAUACUGGCAGCGCGUUCUGAACUUAUGCUCAAAGUAAUGCUUAAAUAUUUUUAUUAUGUAAUGAAAGUGUGUGUACUUGAAAGUUCAUUAGCGUUGGCGCCAUUUAAAAAAAUCCACAAAGAGUGAAUUAUUAUAAUUAUUUGCUUAUAGAUAAUGGAAAUUAAAGUCUAAAUAUACAAAUAUACAUAUGUGUUUGUAUCUGUGUAUGUACACUUGUAUACAUAAUUAUACAUUUAAAGUACUUAAAAAGUGAAAUGCCGCAUGAUAAAUGUGUGUGUGUGCAGAUCUGUGCGGAAGCCAUUGUUCCACAGAUUGGAUAAUUAAUUAAGUGUUUUAUAAGUAUUUGUUUGCAAACAGUUUGGAAAAGUGUUAAUUAGAAGACAAGUUUGUUUAGCUGUAGAAGGUACGUCCGGGUGUAGGCGAAAAUUCAAUGCUCUGGCAAUUUGCAGGAUGAGGAAAUAUUCUAAGAGUUUGGUAAAAUUUUCUAGUGAAGAUCUUCACCGAUUUCAUCUAUUGGUAGUCGAAAAAGUCUUUUAGAUUUCGUCGUAUAUCUCCAGUGCUACCAAACACAUUGUGUCAAACCAUAUAGUUUUGGCAAGAUCGAGAAUUGAAUAACUAAAUUAACAUUCGUCGAAGAAUAAUUUGAAAUGAAAAUGUUACCGGUGUCAGAAUGGCUAAAGCGCUAUUACAAUGCCAUGAAGGAUAAUCCAAAUAAAGCACACUUUAUUUCAAAGAGAAUUCCGCACAGGGGCAGAUGCGACUAAAAUAAAACCAACAACAAGCCACGUGAAAAAUUAGAUGAUGAUUCCAAACAAAGAGGCAUCGGCAUAAUGAGACGCGCCUCCAAGCAUCAUCCUAAAGCGAGAACAUCGAGUGCCUGUUGGCGUCGCCGGCGGCGCUUCAACAAGCCGUUUUUGCAAAUGCGUAUAUAUCCGUUAUUUCGCCUGUUGCCGGUAUUAUGGCUGCUACUAUGCUAUUGUUGUUGUUGCUGCCAUUGCGCACAUAGACGACAGAUCGAGGAGCAAAGCGCACAGCUAAAUAACUGCUACGACAUGCAAUAUGGCUUCGAUAGGGCAUUGAUCGGCAUCGCACCAGAGCUAUUAUUACCUAGUGCCAAUAGUUCGAAUAGCGACAAUGGAAAGGAAGUCACCACUGCAAACAACAGCACUGCGGUAAGUGAUCUGUGGACACAACACCCACUACAUGAUGGUUCUGAUAGGAGCACACAAGGUUACCGACCAGUGCCGGCCACGCACACGGGAUGGCAAUGUUGCUGCUGGAAUGCCACAAAUCAAGAUGAAAUCGAGUGCCACUGCGUGGGUGAGGCGCUGAUGCGUGUGCCACAAACACUGACAGUACCGGUGCAAAGGCUUAGCAUCGCAUCGGCGGGUUUGCCGCGCGUUCGUACAACUGGCCUAAAGAAGUAUGCAGCCUCGUUGCAGGAUUUUAUACUGAAGGACUUGCAGCAUCUGGAGUGCAUCGAGGAUGGCGCAUUUGAUGGCCUUAAGCUGCUGCGAACUAUCUAUAUUUCAAAUGCACCAAAGUUGAUGAUUCUAUCACAGGAUGUCUUUCGUGGCAUUUCGGAAACUAUUAAAAUAAUACGUAUUAUUAACAGUGGUCUAAUAAGGGUGCCCGAUUUGCGGCACAUUCCACCGGCAAACAUUUUACAAAUGAUUGAUCUCGACAACAAUGAAAUCACUCGAAUCGAUAAGAAUUCCAUCAAUGUUAAGACUGAUCAACUAAUUUUAGCAAAUAACGAGAUAAGUUAUAUCGACGAUUCUGCAUUUAAUGGCUCCCAGAUCGCGAAACUAACUUUACGACAAAACCGAGUUUUGAAGGACGUCCAUCCAAAUGCUUUCAAUGGGAUUAGCAUACAUGUAUUAGACCUAUCUGGCACUUCGUUGGUGAGUUUACCUCCGGCGGGCUUGCAGGACAUUGAGGAAUUGCGCAUUGAAGAUGUACAAACACUCAAAACUAUUCCAUCCAUAUAUAAUUUUAAGAAUUUACAAAGAGCAUUUUUGACACAUUCCUUCCACUGCUGUGCAUUCAUAUUCCCCUCGCGCCAUGAUCCCCAACGACAUGCUGAAAGAAUGAAAGAAAUUGAAAAGUGGCAGCAGCGCUGCAAAAAGAAUGACAAUGAUAAUGACAGCGGGGAUUUUUUGGAGAUGACCACUGGAAGUGGAAUCAGUGACAGCUUAGAUAAGAUGAGAGCAAAAGAGACUGAAAAUGAUUACGAUGGUCGUAUUUGGGGCGCCAAUGGUGGUGGCAUGAGUCCACCUUAUGGUGGAGGAGUUUUCUACAGCAGUUUAGCCCGAACCGAUUUGGUUGUAAACAAUGAAGAGAACGAAGCCGAAACAGAGGUGAAUGACUACUUCGCGGAAGAAUUUGGUACAUUUCACUCGGUAAUCACUAUAAACCCUGAUGUCAUUCAAACCGACGAGUAUUGCGGAAAUUUUACAUUUAGAAAACACGUAGUGGAGUGUUACCCCAUGGCAAACGCCCUCAACCCCUGCGAAGAUGUUAUGGGCUAUCAAUGGUUGCGUAUCUCUGUAUGGAUUGUUGUAACCCUUGCUGUGGUGGGCAAUGUGGCUGUGUUGGUUGUAUUUAUUUCCAUUAGGUCAGAGAAUCCAUCAGUGCCGCGAUUCCUAAUGGGUCACUUGGCUUUUGCGGAUUUAUGCUUGGGGUUGUAUUUGCUGCUGAUAGCCGCAAUCGAUGCGCAUUCCAUGGGCGCCUAUUUUAAUUACGCCUACGACUGGCAAUAUGGGGCCGGAUGUAAGGCCGCUGGCUUCCUAACGGUUUUUGCCAGUCAUUUGUCGGUCUUCACCCUGACGGUCAUUACCAUCGAACGUUGGAUGGCAAUUACGCAAGCGAUGCACUUGAAUAAACGCAUUAAGCUCCGAGCUGCCUGCUAUAUUAUGGCCGCCGGCUGGGUAUAUUCUGUUGUGAUGUCAUUGUUGCCACUCUUCGGUAUCAGCAACUACUCGUCGACGAGUAUUUGUUUACCGAUGGAGAUAAGUGACUCUUAUGACACAGCUUUUCUGGUGGUCAUUUUGGGUUCAAAUGGCAUGGCAUUCACCAUUAUAACGAUUUGUUAUGCCCAAAUGUACAGAUCACUCGGCAAAGAGACACGUCAUGCCCACAGCACACAUCGAGGAGAAAUGACUGUAGCCAAGAAAAUGGCUUUACUGGUCUUCACCAACUUCUCCUGUUGGGCUCCUAUAGCCUUCUUCGGUUUGACCGCGCUUGCGGGUUAUCCAUUGAUAAAUGUGACAAAGUCAAAAAUUCUAUUGGUCUUCUUCUACCCUCUGAACUCUUGCGCCGAUCCGUAUUUAUACGCGUUGCUCACCUCUCAAUACCGCGCGGAUUUAUACGCGCUGCUCUCCAGAAUCUUUCCUUCCAGAUUUGGGAUUUGCAAGAAGAGUGCGAUGAAGUAUAAGAACAGCAUAUCGGCUCCAUAUACCACCACGAAUGUCACGGUGCAGGGCUCCUCUCGUCAGCAUCGGAGUUCGUCGUCGUCCAGCCGGCAAGCCGAGUUGCAAUUAAUGCUGAAAAAUCAUGAAGAGUUUGUGUAACUCUGUAUCCCUUAGAUAAUACACAUACAAAUAUAAUCGUACUUAUGGACAAUCUUACUAAGUAAACGAAAUUAAUGAAUGAACUCGCUUGGAAUCCGGGUGAGACUGUGGUGUGUUAGUAAAUAUGUAUUUUUUUUGUUCAUUUGCAAGAAACCGAAGUAUGAGUUACAUAAUAGCUAGCAAUGUUAUUUGUGUGGAUGUGAGCUUUAUAACUAGAAACUUCAAUUGUGUUAUUGAAGAAUGUGCCAAUCAGAGUAAAAAAUGAAACAAUCAACCAAACAUACAGACACAUACAACUCUGCAAGCUUUAAUCCUCGUUAUCUAAUAAGACAAUGGGACUUGGAAACAAAUAGCGCUCCAGCAUGCAAACGCAACCAGCUGAGGCUUACCAGAGUUUCAUAACCAAUAAAUAUUCAAAGAUUUUGACUGCAAAUAUUUUAUGAAGAUGUGAUUGUGUACACUUGUUGUUGUAAUUGACUUUACUAGAAACUUAAGUAAAUUAUUGCUGAAUUCGCAUAUGUACUUGUACAUAAAUAUAUACAUGGAUGGGAGUAUUGACAAGAGAACAAGGACCCAGCAGCAAAUCGAACUAGUUAUAAAUUAUCUUACAUUUACACUUUCUGAUAUUAAGUUUGCCACGAAGCUUGUAACACCGGGAAGAUAACAUUGGAAACCCUAUAAAAUAUAUGUAUAUGUAAAUGAUCAGUAUGUUGAGCUGAGUCGAUUUAAAAAUCAAGUUGUCGUAAGAUCUGCUGUUAUAUGUCAGACGCGGACAGACUUCAAAAAAGACCAAUAAAGCUACUUGAAUCAAACAGUCACAGUAAAAAAAUGUGAGUGUCACAAGUGAAAUGUCUCGGGCUGUUUGAUCGAAAUAACGGCACCAAAAUAUCGUAAUUUAUAUUUCAAUCAGUCUGGUUUGACAUAAAUUGUUGAGUAUUUGGAAAGAUGAUUGAUUCAAAGAGUUUGCAUACCAAUAUUAUGAUAUGUAAGGGGUUACAUGGGUUUCCUCGGGUAAAAAACAGACUUUUUUUAUACCCUGAACUGGGUAUAUUAAGUUUGUCAUGAAGUUUGUAACACCCAGAAGGAAGCGUCGGAGACUAUAUAUAUAAAUGAUCAGUAUGUCGAGCCUGGCCGUCUGUCAUCGAAGAAAUUGUUCAGAUCGGCUUACUAUAGCAUAUAGCUGCCAUACAAACUGAACGAUCGGAGUCAAGGGUUUAUAUGGAAAACUUUCGCAUUUGACGUGGUAUCUCCGAAAAAAUUAUUCAGAUCGGGUUACUAUAGCAUAUAGCUUCCAUAUAAAGUGAACACAUAGUUACUAAAAGAAAUGCACCUUUGAAGGGUAUAUUAUCUUUGGUGCAGCCGAAGUUAACAUUCUUUCUUGUUUCAACAAUUUUUUCUCUUAUAAAAAUGAAAAAUUUUAUUAUUGUUUUUUUACAUAAAUACAAUAUUAAAUUUUGAAAUUUUUUGCUUUUGCUACCAAGUUGGGGAUAUCAUAUAGGAAAUGCAGCGAAUGUCGGGUGAAAAUAGAAAUUCGCAAAACUAAGUGAUUUCCUUGAAGAAUUUCCUUGUCUUAUUGAACUGUUUAAAGAUAAAAACCAGAAAGCGAAAAAUUUUCCGAUUCACCUAAGUUAUAAUUCCGCUUUUGCCAACAAAUAGUUUAUUGACUAUUUUUUAUUGCAAAUGGGUGGUGAAUGAAAUGCAUUUUGGUGUGCUUGAUAAGUCGAACACUUCUCUGAAACAUUGAACGCUGAGUCUUUGGAAUAAAUAUACAUAUACCAUAUUACAAAUAUUUACAUCAUAUAAUUGUAUUAUAGUUAGCUAUUAAGACAAUUUAAAGUGCUGCUGAAUGUAGAUAUCAAAAAAAUGUACAUGCAUUUCGGAGAUUUUGUAUUUAUAAUCAAAUCGUAUUUUUGUACCUACAUACAUAGAUAGUCACUACUCCAAUUACUUAGUUACCACUCGUCGACAUUUAGGGAAGCAUACAAUUUUCGCAAAAACUCAAUAAAUGCAGAAUUUAUCCCGAAUAGUUUUGAGAAACCCGUUUAGUCGUAUUCGAAAUGACUUCCAGUUCUCCAUACCUCCCCAAAUUCGUCACGUUACUAAGAGUAUUUUCUAUAAACUUACACUGAAUUCUGCAUUGAGUAAGCAUUUGUAUAAUUUUACUAACAGAUUAAGUUCGAAGUCUAACGAAAAAUACGUACAUACAUAGAUAUAUUUUUAAAUAGUAAAUAAUGUCUAUAUAUUUAAAAAAAAACUGGCAAGUAAAUCUUCAUAAAACGGUACUUAAGUUUAGUUAUGCAUGUAAUCAUGUAAUUAUAUUUUGUUCUGAAAUCGUUAUAUUUACACUUCGUACGAUAUCUUGUGAUACCUGAGUUAGUUGAAAUAUUUGAAAAAGAAAUUAUUUAUAAGCUAAAUUAAAAUAUAAUAAAUAUCACAUUUCUUUACAUUUAACCAACUUUAUAAGCAACUUUUCCCUUUAUUGUCACAAAUCGUGGAGCUUUUAAUAACUUUUAUUAAGCUCUUUGCUUGAACUUGACAGUUCAAUGCUCUAUACAUA
Molecule: messenger RNA, 6430 nt
Organism: Bactrocera dorsalis (oriental fruit fly)
Lineage: Eukaryota; Metazoa; Arthropoda; Insecta; Diptera; Tephritidae
Gene: Lgr1
Product: follicle-stimulating hormone receptor
Exons: 19
Coding region: 1132-3873 (913 amino acids)
Biological process (GO): G protein-coupled receptor signaling pathway
Cellular component (GO): membrane
Molecular function (GO): G protein-coupled receptor activity; protein-hormone receptor activity; protein binding
Source: RefSeq, a predicted model, not a curated record